AUGAGACUUGUGACAAAAGUACAAAUCUCAGCCAUCCAGGAAAUUGCAGUAGCUGAAAUGGAAUUUGUUAUCGUUUCACAAUACAUCACAUUUCUUUGCGUAAUUCGAUAUUCAGAGUCUUUUAAUUGGACGGUACAGCCAGCCAAUCCAACAUUGGUAACAAAAGGAGAGGACCAGUCGCUUACCUGGAAGUUCACCCUAACUGCUGAUGAACAGACCAAGAGUCAGAUAUUGUAUUUAAUUCAUUGGAAAAAGUUCAAUCCGUCAAGUUCAGGUUAUGAUCUGAUUGGUUCCAAAACCUUUUUAGGCGUUUUAGGAAGACCCUCUUAUAAUGAACCCAGAGCCCCACACAUUGAGAUUAGUAAAAAUGAUCCAGCCACUUUACUUAUCAACAAUGUUACGACAGAAGAUGAAGGAACAUACAAGAUUGUGUACAUUGUAGAGCUUGAUGGGACUGCUCUUGCUGAUCAUGAAGUAAAUGUUACAGUUUUAGUUAAGCCAGCAUCAAGUACAGUUGCCACUUUAUCCCAAAAAACUCCCACAGGCGCCGUAGGGAAACGUAGGAGUUAUGAGGAUGACAGAGGUGUUUACGAUAACGGAAUAGGUUUGGACGAUAUCGAACUAAGCCAGCCCGACUCAAAAAUGGACGCCCAGCCCCCUGCGGAGUACAUGGAUCUCAUAGAAGCCGGCAAAAAUGGGAGAAAAGCAGAAAGUGCCGGUCCAGUUCCUGAUUAUGCGCAUCUUCAUCCAUCAACUCGAUCUUGGGAAGUUCUGAGACAUCAUGUUACUAUAGAAAAAGAAAUUGGUAAGGGUGCUUUUGGUCAGGUUGCCAAGGGAACAGCAGUAGGACUUCGAGGGAUGCGCGAAACGACCGCAGUGGCCAUUAAGAUGCUUAAAUGUGAGCUCAUAUACUAA
Messenger RNA from Pocillopora damicornis (cauliflower coral), 915 nucleotides. RefSeq names its product igLON family member 5. The record is from RefSeq and is a predicted model, not a curated record. NCBI's taxonomy places the organism in Eukaryota, Metazoa, Cnidaria, Anthozoa, Scleractinia, Pocilloporidae. Gene Ontology annotation, biological process: synapse organization; homophilic cell-cell adhesion. Gene Ontology annotation, cellular component: axon; neuronal cell body; plasma membrane. Gene Ontology annotation, molecular function: axon guidance receptor activity.